Molecule: messenger RNA, 3886 nt
Organism: Schistocerca piceifrons (Central American locust)
Lineage: Eukaryota; Metazoa; Arthropoda; Insecta; Orthoptera; Acrididae
Product: chloride intracellular channel protein 5-like
Exons: 3
Coding region: 798-1634 (278 amino acids)
Biological process (GO): chloride transport
Cellular component (GO): cytoplasm; apical plasma membrane
Molecular function (GO): chloride channel activity
Source: RefSeq, a predicted model, not a curated record
CUCGGGAUACCGGAGACGGUAGGAAAGCUGCAAAGUCAGUUACCAGCAUCGUUCGUCAGCAGAAAGGCGCCAUCUAAUGCCAAUGGUUUCGCAUUUUACUGCGACGCUAGUUCCCUUGUUUCACCGAAAGUGCAGUAGCCAGUGCAAAUUCUGCCUUUGACGAGACGAGGUGAAUUUUAUGUUGGGAUGGAUUGAAUUAUUUUACGACAAUAAAUAACAUUGUGGAAGGCCCCUAGUGGCAAGAUCGGCAGUGAACUUAUCAAUGAUACACCAGUGUAGUGAAUAUUCCUGUGUAUAUCCGAGUAGGACAUACUGAGGCGGAACAAUUUCUGUCUCAAAAUUUAUCGGACAGAAACAGUGAUGUGAUUAUUACGAGUUGUAUUUAUUUUAAUUUUAUUUAGCGUCACUUUUGUGAUUGACAGUAGGGAUCAAAAUAGCACAAACUGGUUCGGACAAAUUUUAAUUCGACAGAACUUUGACAAAAUACUUUUCUCUUGUUCGUUUUUUAAAUAUUGUUUUGAAAAGAAAUAAUUCCGUAAGGCAUCAGUUCCAUUUUUAUUUGUGUUGUACUCUGUAUAACAAAACGAAUUAGAAGAGUCACUUACCUUUGGCAGAGGGAAAGUUGCAUCUGCCUAAGAGUUGGGCAGAGAUUGCCAGCCAUUUGGUCAUAAUAUAGUUGAAGAAUCUGAAUACUGAGAGAGAUACAGAGAUUUCACAAAGCAUUUUCUGUAAUUUUGUACCAGUGCUACCCUCCAGGUUUCUCAUAAGAAUAUUUUAUUAUUUGAAAUUGUCAUACAAUGGCAUCGCACAACUCAAGUGACAACCAGUCCACUCCAUUUAUGACACUGUAUGUACGUGCUGGACGUGAUGGUCGAUCUUUGGGAGCGUGCCCAGAUAGUCAGCGUUCCAUCUUCUUGGCCGAACUUAAAUCUCUUUCUGGUGACACCAAGCCACCUCUCAAGUACCGCAUCAUUCCUGUAUGUCCUUCUCGACCUCCUCCGGAGUUCACAUGCCUCGGCGAAGGUGGAGCAAGACUUCGCCUUCCUGCUGCAAAGUUGUAUGCCGGGCCAUGGGGUCCGGAGUCAGUUGUUGACAGCGCAGAUGACAUUACUGCUCUUCUCGAGAAAUACUUCCCAGGUGGUGUUGCAAAAGCUGCUACACCUGAGCUGGAGGCUGCUGCGGAGCUAGCGACCAGGGACAUGUUCUCCCGCUUCUGCUACUUGGUUCGCGGCGUGGUGCGCGACACAUCACAGCUGGAGGCGGAGCUGCGUAAGGCAGAUGCGCACCUCCUGGGGCUGCGGGGGCCAUUCCUAACGGGCGCCGCGCCCACCUUGCUGGACGUCGAGGUGCUGCCCAAGCUGCAUCAGGCGCGCGUCGCCGCCCACACCAUCAGGGGUUACGAAAUCUCGGCUGAGCUGACCGGACUGUGGCGCUGGCUGCACGCGGCGUACUCGCUCCCGGCUUUCGUCGCGUCGUGCCCGUGUGACGCGGAAAUCACGCUGCACUGGCUGGACGCGCUGGGCGAGUCCACGGCAAGCCCGGAGCGGCGCCGCCAGAUGCGGGCCCUGUACGAGGGCGGCCCGCGCUUUUCGCUCACCGUUCCCGUCCGCGCCACACCCAUCGUCAUAGAGUAGAGGGCGACAGUUCUCCGUUCUCAUCUGCCGUUACUGUGACAGUUAUUAAAGAAUUUACUGUGUGCCUGAGAGAAAAUGUCAGACAUGGGUAAAAAUAAAGAAAGAUUAGGUACUAAGUGCAUCUGUCACAGAAGGCUUCUCAGUUUUUAAAAACCUAAGUUAAAAAAUAUUUAAUUGGGCACUACGUUACUUUCUGUAUAAACAAUCACUUCCUCCGUGGGUAGAUCUGAGGUGUGUAUACCUUUCGUGUCCCAAAAAUCUGUCAGACCGUCUUUGACUAUGUUUUUUAUGAUUUCAUCAUGAGUUUGAAUUUUAAACGUUGUGACUAAGAUUGUGAUAUUAUUUUCAUUCUUUUUGCUUGCAAACAUUGUCAGAACAUAUCUCAUUUAAAGAAUAACACCCAUCAUUGCUGUAUUUAUUGAAAUCACAAUUUUUGCCCACAUUUGGCUGAAAAAAGCCUUGUACCACUUUCAGGUGAAUGGGAAAAUAUACACUGAACGCAUUGAGGGAGUGGCUAUGGUGGUCUAAUUUCUGCCCGUAGAAGCCCCAGGUUCAGUCCGACAUAGGGAGGAGAAAUUUUCCUCGUCCCACUCCAGUACGGCCUCAGGUCUACUUAACAGACUAUCAGACGUGGGCUCGCUGGUCUUUCCUGGGGAUGAAAGGAUGUGGGCUGCCACCCUCCGUCGUAGUGCCACGGAGGUAGGCUUUACUGUACCUACAAUCGGGCUAAUAGCCUCAUUCUCAGCUUGCGCCAUAGUCUUUUUUGUACGUCGAGAGAACAAAAAAAUAUACUUUGCGCACUUGAAAAUGGCUCAAAGCCAAAAUCAUUCAGUUAUAGUAAAUUGACCUACUCUUAGCCAUAAAUGUAACUGAGGUGCAUGAUGAAAAUUCCUUCCCCCUUUUUGUUUUAUUCUGUGGGACUCAAAAUGCAAAAACUAAUGAGAAGCCAGUAUUUAAAACUCGUACUGUGUGGAAGCAGGUUUGGCACUAUUAGUAGAUAAUCUGUGCCUACUCAGGCAUUUCUUGUUUAAUACAAAUUGGGCAAUGCCCCUGAUCAUUGCACAUUCAGUGACGACUGCCACAUUUUUACCAACUGGUCACCAUCGUGCAGUGUGAGAUCGGUGGAAGCACAGUGUCUUAAGAAACUACUUAAUUGUAUGUAACAGUACGACAGUUGGCAACCACACCUAGCCUGGUAUUCAGCUCUUACAUUGCCCAGGUUCAUACAUUAUGGUGUCAGCUGUCUAAGGACAUUUGAUUAUGCUGUUUUCUUUUACUCCCUUGCCUGUUAAUGUGCCUUUUAUAGUGUUGUCCUUUUUAGUUGCUGUUUUAACAUUGUGCCUCGCAGUGCAUUCAUAAUUUAGUCUGGGCGGUAAUGACCACUGUAGUUCUGCACGCUAAAACCACAAAAAGAAAAAAAAAAGAAAAAAAAGUCACAAGCACCCUUAUCUGUGCUGUGGUAGUUGUUCGAUCUGCCACUGCUGCCUUUACAAUACAGUGAUCCCCAUGGACAUCUGUGGUAUGUGGGCGUCCAGAAUCACGUCUGCAGGCAUGAGAAUGUUCAUUUGACCACUGAUACCAGCAUUGUAUCACAACUGAUGCAGCACGUCCAACUUAGUGUGGCAAUUCUCCAAAAGGAUCGGCCCGCCACUCGGAUGGUCACAAUUUGAUCCCUUUCGAACACACUCAUGUGGUUGUAGAAAGCAGGACUGCAUCUCCUUGGCACAGUUAACUUCUUGCUUCACAUGUUUGCACCAAACUGAGCCUUCUCCUAUUAAAUGGUAGAAACCUGUUCCCUAUUAAAGGGUAGAAACAGAUGGUGCUCUGGAAGCUAUGCCACUAUGGUGUCUGUUGGCAGAUGAAGUUGAAACCUUUAUCAGUACAUCUAAAACCCUCUCGUGUGGCAUAUGCCGUCAUUGGUUCGAAAUCAGUGUCAUCUUUCCUGUUGUACUACUUUUUUUCCAGCAGAGUAUCUCCAAAAUACUGCGAGUUUCAAACGAGUUAUUGCCCUUCAAAAACUUGAAGAUGCACAGCAGAUUUUAUGUUUGCAUUGUGUUGCAGACAUUGAUAGUCAAGGGAUAGCUGUUGUUAAACUGCUGCAGAGCAAGUUUGAAGCUCAGCAUAAACACGACUUUAAAUGCCUGAACCGGGAAUGUCUAUUUCCCGCAUAUAACACCUUUUCCCAUUCUAAUUAACAUGAAAUGGAUUAAAUGUGAAUAUUGUUGAAUUUUUGUUAAUGAAAAUUCUUUAUU